CACCGGCAGGCAACGCGCAGGCGCCCACCGGCCUGCAAGGCCCGCCUCGGCCGGUCACGCCGUGAGGGAAUGGGGCGGAGCGGCUGGGCCCGCUGUGGCUGGGGCUGCGAGGCCUUGCUUGACGAGGCCGCCGAGACUUGAGUUUCAGGGAAAGAUGUUCCCAGUAAUCACUGAUUCCAGAUCUUUCAAGGACCCGAUUAAUUAAACAUAUAUUCUGAAUUGGAAAUUGUUGAUUGCAUUUGGGGCCUUUCUCUAUAAAUGUAAAAAUUAUGGAUCAAGAAGCAGCUUGAAAAUACUCCCUUCUUUCAAGGCACUGCUUGGAAGGGUUGAAACUGGAUCCAAAGAGACUGAUGACAUGGUGCUAAGUCUGUCAAUUUCCAGCUGAGCUCUGGAAUGGCCAGUCAAGAAGUCCAACUAGACAAUGAUUCAAUGAUAGAAGGAAUAAGUGACCAGGUGUUGCUGGCAGUUGUGCUCGGCUUCACGUUCCUCGUUGUACUGGCAUAUGUGCUUCUAAGAAAUGAGCAUCCGGCUAUUCACCCGGAAAACCAAGAGCUAGUCAGAGCUGUUCGACAGCAACUGCAAUCAGAACAGAAUGCAGCUGAAGACAGGCAACGCUUCUAUACUGAUAUGUCCUGCCCUGUCUGUUUACAACAGGCUACGUUUCCUAUUGAGACAAACUGUGGACACCUGUUCUGUGGUUCCUGUAUUAUUGCAUACUGGCGGUGUGGCUCAUGGCUGGGUGCGAUACAUUGCCCCAUUUGCAGGCAGACGGUCACUUUAUUUUUACCACUCUUCAACGAGAAUCAACAGGAUGCAAUGCAAGUACUUCAGGAUGUCACUGAUUACAACCGGAGAUUUUCAGGACAGCCAAGAUCGAUAAUGGAAAGGAUUAUGGAUUUGCCCACAUUAUUGCGUCACGCGUUCAGAGAAAUGUUCUCGCUUGGAGGUCUCUUCUGGAUGUUCCGGAUCAGAAUAUUCCUUUGUCUAUUGGGAGCUUUGUUAUAUCUAGCAUCACCUCUGGAUUUUCUGCCUGAAGCACUGUUUGGAAUUCUGGGAUUUUUGGACGAUUUCUUUGUGGUCUUUCUGCUACUUAUAUAUAUCUCCAUCAUGUACCGAGAGGUUGUAACACAGAGGCUGAAUAGAUGAAAGCAAAUGUCACGACUAGCAUUCAGGAGGAUUGAGGGGAACGCUUAACUAAAUGGAACCCCUGCUGAGUGAAGCACACGGUAAAGCAUCCUAACACGCUUUCAGAUUCUUCUAUUAAGGAGCUUCUAACUGAACAGGCAAGGAGGGCGAAUGGAAAUCACUGUGAUCGCAAACUGGAAUUUUUGUAGGUGUUUGAUAAAAGAGAUUUACCCGAGAUUACAUAUGUU
Molecule: messenger RNA, 1373 nt
Organism: Sphaerodactylus townsendi
Lineage: Eukaryota; Metazoa; Chordata; Lepidosauria; Squamata; Sphaerodactylidae
Gene: RNF170
Product: ring finger protein 170
Exons: 9
Coding region: 394-1146 (250 amino acids)
Molecular function (GO): ubiquitin protein ligase activity
Source: RefSeq, a predicted model, not a curated record